Molecule: messenger RNA, 3028 nt
Organism: Pseudogymnoascus destructans
Lineage: Eukaryota; Fungi; Ascomycota; Leotiomycetes; Thelebolales; Thelebolaceae
Gene: INO1
Product: Myo-inositol-1-phosphate synthase
Exons: 2
Coding region: 392-1984 (530 amino acids)
Biological process (GO): inositol biosynthetic process; phospholipid biosynthetic process
Cellular component (GO): cytoplasm
Molecular function (GO): inositol-3-phosphate synthase activity
Source: RefSeq, a predicted model, not a curated record
UCCCACCCACCAUCCCACCCACAACCGCACAUUCCCACAAACAUUUGCUCAAUACAACUUCAAAGCUUCAAAAACUUCAAAACCCUCAACAACAUUCUGAUCGGCUGCUAUACACUUCAACCCUUCCUCAACAACACCCCAAUACCCGUCUUACACCUGUUCUAGAUCGUCGCUCCCGAGUGUCGAUCUUCCUCAAGUCUUCAAGACGUUUUCUAAUCUCCUUAACUCUAUCCACCACCCGUUUGCUGGAGGCCGCAAGAGUGCUCCUGGUAGUUCAUCGGAUUUACCGCACGUCAAAUAAAUAAUCCAAUACAACCAAGAACAACCAAGAACAACCAACUCAAACCUCCACAUAUUUUAGUAGCUUACACUACUCUUAACAUACUAAAAUAUGGCACCACACGCUGACAAUGGCACUGGUGUUGCAAGCGGGAACGGUGCUUCCCCCGUCAAGGACCUUUUCACGGUCAACAGCCCAAACGUCGAGUACACCGACGCGACUAUCAAGUCCAAGUACACCUACUGCACCACCUCUGUCUCUAAAGAUGAGGCUGGCAAGUACGUUGCUACCCCCAAGGAGACAGUCUACGACUUCAAGGUCGAGCGUGCCAUCCCCAAGACCGGUAUGAUGCUGGUCGGUCUCGGUGGUAACAACGGUUCCACCGUCACCGCUGGUAUCAUUGCCAACCGCCGCAACCUCACCUGGCCCACACGUGAGGGCAACCGUACUGCCAACUACUACGGUUCCGUCACCAUGGCCUCCACCAUGAAGCUGGGUACGGACGCGACGACCGCCAAAGAUGUCAACAUUCCCUUCCAUGACGUUCUCCCCAUGGUCCACCCCAACGACCUCGUCGUUGGCGGAUGGGAUAUCAGCUCCAUGAACCUGGCUGAUGCCAUGGACCGUGCUGCUGUCCUUGAGCCCACCCUCAAGGCCAUGGUCAGCAAGGAGAUGGCUGCCAUGACCCCACUCCCAUCCAUCUACUACCCGGAUUUCAUUGCCGCCAACCAGGAGGACCGUGCCGACAACCUCAUUGCCGGCUCCAAGGCUUGCAACGAGCACGUCGAGCAGAUCCGCAAGGACAUUGCCAACUUCAAGGCCGCCAACAACCUCGACAAGGUCAUUGUCAUGUGGACUGCCAACACUGAGCGCUUUGCUGAGCUCAUCCCUGGCAUCAACGACACUGCCGACAACCUGUUGAAGGCCAUCGCUGACGGACACGAGGAGGUUGCUCCUUCCACCGUCUUCGCUGUCGCCUGUAUCCUCGACAACGUGCCAUUCAUCAACGGCUCCCCUCAGAACACCUUCGUUCCGGGUGCCAUUGACCUUGCUGAGAGGCACGGCGCGUUCAUCGGCGGUGACGACUUCAAGUCCGGCCAGACCAAGAUGAAGUCCGCCCUCGUCGACUUCCUGAUCAGCGCCGGUAUCAAGCUCACCUCCAUCGCCUCGUACAACCACUUGGGUAACAACGACGGCAAAAACCUGAGCUCCCAGCGCCAGUUCCGCUCCAAGGAGAUCUCCAAGUCCAACGUCGUCGACGACAUGGUCGAGGCCAACCACAUCCUCUACAAGGAGGGCGAGCACCCCGACCACACCGUGGUGAUCAAGUACAUGCCCGCCGUCGGCGACAACAAGCGCGCCCUCGACGAGUACUACGCCGAGAUCUUCAUGGGCGGCCACCAGACCAUCUCCCUCUUCAACGUGUGCGAGGACUCUCUCCUUGCCUCCCCGCUCAUCAUCGAUCUCGUCCUCAUCGCCGAGCUCAUGACCCGCGUGUCCUGGAAGUCUGAGGGUGGCGAGUACAAGGGCUUCCACUCUGUUCUCAGCAUCCUGUCUUACAUGCUCAAGGCCCCGCUCGUGCCUAACGGAACUCCGGUCGUCAACGCCCUCGCUAAGCAGCGUGGUGCCUUGACCAACAUCUUCCGUGCCUGCGUUGGUCUCCAGCCCGAGUCCGACAUGACUCUUGAGCACAAGCUGUUCUAGAUGUCUUGUCUUUGAUAACACGAGGUUGGUGUGCACAGCACUUGAGAGGAGAUUUUUAAUUCUGGGACCCCCUCUUUCACCGCUUUUUGAUGGGUUGGAUGGGUGGGCUUGAAGUGGCUUGCUUGUCUUUUUUCGUCUUGGGUGGGGAGGGGGGGGAGUCGGUAUGGAGAUAUGUUAUAGCGAUGCCAUGAGCCUGUUGUUCAGCAGCGGGUCUGGUGGUAGUUGCAGCCGCUCGUUUGUAGGUCCCUUUAGUAGGGGCUGAAAAUUGAAGGUUGUGCGUUUGCAAAACAUUUUGGUUUUUGAUUAUUGUGUAAUGUGAUAUGAUGUGAAGUCUUUUGUAUGUCAUAGGUGUUGUAAUAUUGUGGACCUGAGCUGUUGUACUCAUGCCGCCAAAUGUCCGAAGAGGGAUUAUUUACAACAUUAGUGCUCAUAGUAACUGUAUUUCCGGCGUUCUCUCAUGCUAGCAACGAUGUUAAGAAACGCCUAGCCAUCACCCCCGCCACCCUCAAAAAUCGAACUAACAGCUUACUCGCAGGGUUAGCACAAUACUCAUGAUACUCCUGAGUUACUCGAGUUACUCAAAUACUCAUACUCAUGAGUAUUAGGUCACAUGAACAUCACGUGACUUUAAAUUUAAGGAGCUUUAUUAGUAUAACGUAACGUAUGGGGUAGUCGGACAUACGGGGUAGUCGGACAAAAAUGCCCGACUACCAACUCAGAACCUUCAUACCUUCCACCAUGAACAUCCCACAACCAUACAGUCGUGCUCAGAUUGAAGACAACAUCCAAAAGGCUGUCAUUGCGCUCCAAUUGAAGGAAUUCAAAUCAAUUAGACUUGCUGCAGACCACUUCGAAGUUCCUAAGUCAACUCUUGCUGAUAGGAUGUCUGGGAAGAAAACGCGUGCUGUAGCUCAUGAAAUUGAACAAGCUCUCUCAAAUGCAGAAGAAAAUACACUAGCACGAUUGUCAUACUGACAUUCGUUGCACUCAGUUUGCUAUCAAACUCAAGAGCAAACUUAGAAAUCUCCUCCUCAAACCUACAAG